AUGGGAGAAAAUAGGUUCAUGGUAAAAGAUACGUUGAAAGAAUGGCCUCAUAUGGAUGGAAGUUAUACUGCAAUUGCUUUAUGGAAUUGUAGUAGUAUCAUAAAAAAUUUUCCUGAUAAAGUGGAAUUUUCAAAGCUCAAAACUUUGGUUUUAGUGGGUGAGAGGAAGAGGAACCGAGAUGAUUUCCUAGUGGUUUUCGGUACAUUUUUUGAAGAAAUGAAAGCCCUCCAAGUUUUACUUCUCCAACGUGUCAGCUUCUCACUGAAAGGAUUCCCUUCCUUACCAAAUCUUAAAACUUUGUGGUGUUAUAAUUGCAUGCUGAAAAACUUCUCAUCAUCACUGACAAAUAUGAGAAGCCUUAAGAUUCUUUCAUUGCCUGGCACUGAAAUUGAUGAGAUAAGUGAAGAAUUAGUGAAGUUGUUGACUUCACUAGAAGAGUUACAUGUCGUACCCAAAAUUAAUCUCAACUUAUUGGAGUUGAAGUCAUUGUCUCGUUUAACUGCCCUAUCAUUGAGACUUUCUACUAAUCAAAUUCCUCUAGAAGAUUUUGUGCUCCCGAAACUACAAAGGUACGCUAUAGUAGUUGGAGAAAAUUAUAGAUUCAAUCGGGAGGCGUUUAGAACAUUGGAUAUUCAAGAUUUCUCAUCUUCAUUAAGUGCAUUUAACAAUUUAUUUUGCAAUGUGGAAGAGUUGAAUUUGAGGAAUGUUGGUGGACAAGAGAAUAUUGUGCCAAGCAUAGAUGAAAUGGGAGUAAAUGAGUUGACUUCUCUGCAGCUAGAAUCUUGCAAUGAUAUGGAAUUCUUGAUUGAUACAAAAAAGGAUCAAGGGUCAACUGUUGCAUUCUCUAAUUUGGUGGAAUUAAAUAUAAAAAGCAUGGUUUCUUUGAAAGGGUUGCGCUAUGGUGUUUCUCCGACUUGGUUCUUGCAAAACCUUAAGCAAGUGAGCAUUAAAGAUUGUGAGGAGUUACAAGUGAUAUUUCAAAUAGAUAAACUUUCUGAAAGAAUGAAAUGUCAGACACCAUUGCUCUCAAAUUUAACAAAAUUGAGCCUACAUUCAUUGCCGAAAUUGAAGAGGAUAUGGGAAGUAAAGCCAUCCCAUCGUGCAAUUGCAAGCCUCCAAAGUCUAAAGGUUGUGACAAUUGAAUAUUGUGAUAAUCUGAAAACAAUCUUCUCACCUUGCCUAGCUUUAAGUAUGUUGCAUCUACAAGAACUUUAG
This is a messenger RNA of Gossypium raimondii (Peruvian cotton), 1215 nucleotides long. Its product is annotated as probable disease resistance protein At1g63360. The record is from RefSeq and is a predicted model, not a curated record. Bases 1 to 1215 code for a protein of 404 amino acids. Lineage: Eukaryota; Viridiplantae; Streptophyta; Magnoliopsida; Malvales; Malvaceae. The transcript is spliced from 2 exons.